GGGACUAGCUGCGGCAACCAUGGUGAGCAACAGAUGUGCCAUGUGUCUGCUGUGCCUCGCGUCCCUCGUGGCACUAUCUACGCAAGACAUCUACGCCAACCAUCGCAAAAGAGCAGAGCUCCUGCAAGAAACAUUCUUGCCGGAUCAUCACUUCACAAAUCGCGACGUCAGGCAAAGCAAGUUCUGGAGUGGGAGUCGCUACGGUCGAGGGGGUCACGAUAUGCCUCAGCCGAGACUGGAGGUAGAACCACGCGGAGAUCGUUUCUUCAUGGGCAGUCGCUACGGAAAACGCAGUACCUGGGCUGAGACAGAAGAUGGAUUGGUACCAGAAAAAGUCACUUGCCUCUACACUGGCAUAGUCAAUUUCUUCCGCUGCACUAAAUUUAACAGCAAAAUUACAAGAGAAGAUUCAGAAGAGGAUGAUGUCAAAUAAGUCCCCCUUUCUCACCCCCCAGCUCUUGCAUUCUCUCCUAAAGACAGUGAAACCAUCAAGUGAGAAUGUGUAUUAAGUUGUUUUUAUCAUUAAAAGUAAAAAAUGUUGUUUAUUUUCACAAUUAAUCAAUUGUUAAAUAUGUAUUAUAUUUAUAAAAAAUUAUCUUACUUGCUCAUUAUGAAUAAAAUAGUGGAAAUUAAGCACUCCGUUCAAUGAAACCUUUGGUAAAGUAAUAAUGAGGGAAGAGAUAUAUGGUACUUCAAAUAAAUCAAUACCAAUCACCUGUGUUAUAGUCCAUUACAUUCAUAAUCUAGUCUGACAACUUGGGGAAUUUAUUAGAGGUAUAUCUAAACAUAUCAAUCUCAAGAGAUAUAGAAAAGGUCAGCCUGUUAAGCGGAUGGACAGUCAUCAAGAUAUGAAAAUGGCUAACUGGAACAUUCAUUUAUAAAUCCAUCCAUGAUAAAAUAUUUAUUAUUAUCAAAAAUCAAUUAUUCAAUAAUUAAUUGGUUGAAACUGAUUGAAAUCUUCAGUGGUUUUGAGGAUUUUGUAACAGAGAACAUAUUAGCUGUUUCAAACCAGAACUUUAUUAGAGAAUUUGACCCUGUCUUAUUUAUAUUAGGUAGCUUAUAAUUAUGUUUGUAUUAACACCCUAAAGAUGAAAUAAGUGGCA
Messenger RNA from Macrosteles quadrilineatus (aster leafhopper), 1103 nucleotides. RefSeq lists its product as uncharacterized. NCBI's taxonomy places the organism in Eukaryota, Metazoa, Arthropoda, Insecta, Hemiptera, Cicadellidae. The record is from RefSeq and is a predicted model, not a curated record. The coding region runs from base 20 to 433 and encodes 137 amino acids. The transcript has 5 exons.